AUGGCAGACAGAUACUAUACCCUCGCCGAAGGGUGCCCCUUUGCGAGUAGCAGCACGGCUAUCCUGAUGCGGAAUAGACAAGGAGACAGCCUUGGAUUGCUUCAGGACACUCAGCUUAUUGAGACUCUGGCGCAUUUUUCUCGAGAAAGAAUUCCCGAGCGUGUGGUGCAUGCCAAAGCUAUUGGCGCUUACGGCGAGUUUGAAGCAACAGACGACUGUUCCGAUAUCACUUCUGCCAGUUUCCUCAACACAGCUGGAAAGAAGACCCCCGUACUCCUUCGUGUGUCUACCGUUGGGCCCGAGGCAGGCUCUGCUGAUACAUCGCGCGAUGUCCACGGAUGGGGAAUGAAGCUGUACACCGACGAGGGCAACCUAGACUGGGUCUUUAAUAACACGACCCACCUCCCUGAUGCGAAUAUGUUUUGGGACUUUCAUGUUGGCAAUCCCGAAGGUAUCCAUGAGCUGCUGCAUCUCUUCAGCGACCGCGGAACCCCCAAAUCCAUUCGCAACUUGAAUUCCUACAGUGGACAUACCUACAAGUUUACCAAAGAGGAUGGAUCUUUCAAAUACAUCAAAAUCCACAUGAAAACCCAACAGGGUGUCAAGAACUUCACUCGCGAAGAAGCAACCAAGAUAGCUGGCGAGGAUCCCGACUUUAUGAUUCGUGAUAUGUUUGACGCCAUUGAGCGAAAGGACUAUCCUGUGUGGAACGUCUACGUGCAGGUCAUGGACCUAUCUGAGGCCGAGAACUACCGGUGGAACAUUUUUGACAUGACCAAAGUUUGGCCGCAUAAGGAUUUCCCUUUGCGACAGAUUGGUAAAUUGACUUUGGAUCGCAAUCCCCGGAACUACUUCACCGACAUCGAGCAGGCGGCAUUCUCGCCGUCAAAUAUGGUGCCAGGCUUUGCAGCUUCUGGUGAUCCAGUUCUUCAAGCGCGACUGUUUGCCUAUCCAGAUGCGGCACGGUACCGCCUCGGCGUGAACUACCAGCAGCUCCCCACAAACAAAGCCAAGGUCCCGGUAUACUGCCCCUUCGAACGGGACGGCAAGAUGAGGUUCGACGACAACUACGGUGGCGAUCCCAAUUAUGUCAACUCGUCACUGAAGCCAACCAAAUUUUACCAAGAUGUCAAGGGCGUCAGCCCCCAGUCGCUCAGCCUACAUACUGAACAUGAAAAGUGGGUUGGAGAAGUGACGACCUACACUAGCCAUAUCACGGACGAGGAUUUCGUCCAGCCUGCUGCCUUGUGGGAUGUCAUUGGUCGUGAACCCGGACACCAGGAUAGACUUAUUGGGAAUUUAGCUUCUACUAUCAAAUGUGUGGAUUCUGCGAAGCUGCGUAAUGAGGUAUAUGCACUGUUCGGUGGUGUUAAUCAGGACCUCGGGGCGAGACUGAAGAAGGCCACGGAGGCAGCUAUCAAAAAAUAG
Molecule: messenger RNA, 1428 nt
Organism: Penicillium canariense
Lineage: Eukaryota; Fungi; Ascomycota; Eurotiomycetes; Eurotiales; Aspergillaceae
Product: catalase
Exons: 11
Coding region: 1-1428 (475 amino acids)
Biological process (GO): hydrogen peroxide catabolic process; response to hydrogen peroxide
Cellular component (GO): cytoplasm; mitochondrion; peroxisome
Molecular function (GO): heme binding; catalase activity
Source: RefSeq, a predicted model, not a curated record